AUUUGCGACCAUCAAAUCCCCAAUUGAUGCCGUCGGAGCUUAAAAUACAAUACAGUUAUCUCCAUUCUAAUGAAACUGAUAGAAAACAACGUUAAAACAUGUAUUUAAAAUCUGUCAUAUGCCGUCUGCGCUUGCGCGUACGUCCGAUAGCAUCAAUUGUCAAUUGAUGCCAUGUAAAUAAGUGACGUUAUCCAAUCAAAAUGAAUGUAACAAACGUUGUUGCAUUAGAAUGGCCAAUAACUGUUUUAACACAUGACGCAAUCAAUUUACGCGAACGUUUUAGAAAUGUUGACGUCAUUCCGCAAUCCACGGAUCCUAGGAAAGUUUCUUGUAGGUUAAAGCAAGGCGAAAAUACGACUUUGAACCCAUAACACAGCUGGAAAAUGAACACCAAGUGUACAUCUGUGGUCGUAGCAGUGCUAUUAUUAGUCAACAGCAUAGCAGCACAUGGUGGAUAUGGCCCUGUUGGGUAUUCUAGCGGCGGAUAUGGCGGAAAUGUCGGUGGAUAUGGCCCUGCUGGGUAUGGCGGUGGAUAUGGCGGAAAUGUCGGCGGAUAUGGUCCUGUUGGGUACGGCGGUGGAUAUGGCGGCGGUCUUGGUGGAAUAGGUGGUUUUGGAGGGAUUUUGUCAUCAGGAUUGUCAUCAGGAUAUGCCAAUCCCAGUUUUUGGAUGAAAUACGUACCUAAACAGUAUGCAGGAAUUGUACAGAAAUAUGCUACUGGUAACAUUGCCAGAUCUUUUAUGUCUCAAUGGAUCAAUAAUAACCAGAAUAAGAAAUAUUAUUAA
This is a messenger RNA of Mytilus trossulus (common blue mussel), 785 nucleotides long. Its product is annotated as ctenidin-3-like. The transcript has 2 exons. Bases 384 to 785 code for a protein of 133 amino acids. NCBI's taxonomy places the organism in Eukaryota, Metazoa, Mollusca, Bivalvia, Mytilida, Mytilidae. The record is from RefSeq and is a predicted model, not a curated record.